AUGCGUCUCUUGACUGGAUUGACUUUUGUGCUCGCAAGUAUUACUUUUGUCCAAUGUCAACUUAUUGUUCCACAACUGAACAGUUUAAAUUUAUUGAACUCUUUACGCCCACAAAUACAGAACUUUCUUGAUAAACUCGAAGACAUUCUUCCACAAUUUCUUGGCACAAUCUCAUCAGUGGAAUUGCAAACUCUCAAAGACAAGCUCAUUCAAGUUGUUUUAGGUCAACUCGGAGGAAAUCUUAAUUUCAAUACACUUAAAGAUAAAUUACGACCUGUACUCCAAGAAUUCCUUAACACAAAACCACAAAUUCGUUUGGAUUUCGAUGCCCUUCUCAAUCAUGUUUCUAGCGCAGCACUUACUGAGUUACCAGCUAUAAUCCUUAACUUACUUGGUGGUAAACGUGAAGUCACUGAGACUCGUUUUAGUUUGGAUGAUGUUCUUGCACUUGCCGAUAAACUUCCAUUGAGUACAUAUCUUUCACAAAUCCAACAAUUCUUGAGUAGCGAUCAGUUACAACAAUUACAAAAUCAAUUUUUAUCCACCGUAUUAGCUGCUGUGGGUAACGAAUGGGAUAUUGCUCCCCUCGCUCAAGCUCUUCAAGAACUUUUUACUCAAUUCGUACCAGAAACUGCUCAAAUGCGUGUCGAUUGGGGUCACCUUGCUCAACAAGCCAUCAAUGGUCUUGCUUCUGCAGCCCCGAGUAUUAUUGCUACUGCUUUAGGUCUUAUCGGUAAACGAGAAGUUCGUGUCAAUUAUCAAGAAUUGUUAAGUCAAUUAUCAAUUGACAAAUUGGCUCAAAUUUUCGAAGUCAUUAAUAGUGUUGAUAAAAGCAAAGUUUUUGCUCAACUCAGAAAACUUCUUCAAAACUUCUUCCAAAGUUAUCUCGGCCGUGUGAAUUUCGAUGAAAUGGCUGCCUCAUUAAUGAAUCAAUUAAACGGUCUUUUGCCUGCUCUCAGUCAAUCGCUUUUCUCUAUGAUAGGUUAA
This is a messenger RNA of Rotaria socialis, 987 nucleotides long. NCBI's taxonomy places the organism in Eukaryota, Metazoa, Rotifera, Eurotatoria, Philodinida, Philodinidae. The record is from the annotation of a GenBank genome assembly.